GAGCCCAGCGGGGGGGAGGCGGCGGCGGCGCUGGGAGCGGGGCGGCGGUGCGGAGCCCGGCGCAGCUUCCUGGUCGCGUGCGGGGAGCCCGGCACCUGCUCGGCGCGGCCCGCGGGAGAGAGGCGCCCCAGGCCGGGAGCAGCGGGGCGGCGCUGCCCCAUGGUGCGGCAGGCUAUUCAGCAAUAGUUAUGAACUCCCGGUUACGAGCAUUAGGUGGGAGGAUAAAUAAUAUACGAGCAUCAGAACUACCAAAAGAGAAAACCCGAUCAGAGAUCAUCUGUAGUGUCCACUUUUUGGAUGGCUCAGUGCAAAGCUUCAAAGUCAAUAAACAAGAUACUGGUCAGGUUUUGUUGGAUAUGGCCUAUAACCACUUGGGUGUGACAGAGAAGGAAUAUUUUGGUUUACAACAAAGUGAAGAGUCAGUAGAUUCCCCUCGAUGGCUCGAAUCAAGCAAACCUGUUAGAAAACAGCUUAAAGGAGGUUUCCCCUGCACCAUCCAUUUUCGAGUAAGAUUUUUUAUACCCAAUCCCAACACACUGCAGCAGGAACAAACCAGGCAUUUAUUCUUCUUACAACUGAAGACAGAUAUUUUGGAAGGAAGGUUGUUAUGCCCUCUUAAUUCUGCUGUUGUCCUUGCAUCUUAUGCCGUACAGUCACAGUUUGGAGACUAUAACUCUUCAGUACAUCUUUCAGGAUAUCUCUCAAAUUAUUGCUUCAUACCAGAUCAGAACGAAGAUUUUUUAACCAAAGUAGAGUCACUACAUGAACAGCACAGUGGUCUCAAGCAAUCUGAAGCAGAGUCCUGCUAUAUAAACAUAGCACGAACCCUUGAAUUCUAUGGAGUAGAAUUACACAGUGGUAGGGAUCUACAUAAUCUAGAUUUGAUGAUUGGAAUUGCUUCAGGAGGUAUUGCUGUGUACAGAAAAUUUAUUUGCACAAGUUUCUAUCCCUGGAUGAACAUAUUAAAAAUUUCCUUUAAAAGGAAAAAGUUUUUUAUACAGCAACGGCAAAAACAUAAUGAAUCCAGAGAACAUAUAGUUGCCUUCAACAUGCUAAAUUACAGAGCAUGCAAAAAUCUAUGGAAAUCUUGUGUAGAGCAUCACACGUUUUUUCAGACAAAGUCGUCACUACCUCAUGAAAGAAAGAUACUGUCCCAUUAUUGGACCUUUGGUUCUAGAAACCCAACAAAGUCUGUAAACAGCCACUACUUCAGAAAAGUCAUAGGUGGGAUGGUAUGGAACCCAACUAUGAGGAGAUCUUUAUCUGUUGAACAUCUAGAGACCAAAAGCCUGCCUUCUCGGUCUCCUCCUGUUACCCCUACUUGGAGGAGUCCUAGACUACGUCAUGAGAUUCGUAAACCACGACACUCAUCUGUCGACAACCUUACAAAUGAGAUUGCCUAUAUUACAGAAACAGAGGAUGUUUUUUACACAUAUAAGGGUUCUCCAACAUCAAAGGACAGUGAUUCAGAGUUCUCCCAGAACCGCAGUCCACGGAGGAGGUCAUCUGAACAAGAAUCACCAAAGAAUGUAUUGGAAAAUAGUCCAACACAGAACUGUCUGACUCAUACCUCACCUAUUGCCUUGUCCCAGUCUCCCAAUGGAGUUGGUAACUUUUCAGGCUCUUAUCCAUUGGAUGGGGUGGACAAACAGUUUUUAGAAACGUAUGAUAAUGUCACCAAAGGGAGCUUAACAGAAGAUUCCAGUCAGUACUACUGUGAUAAGAAUGAAGUAAUUGAUGGAGAUUUGCUUUUGGUGCGAAUCACUCCAGAUGAAGAUGGGAAAUUUGGAUUUAAUCUUAAGGGUGGUGUUGAUCAAAAAAUGCCUCUGGUGGUGUCAAGAAUAACUCCAGGAUCAUCUGCUGAUACGUGUAUUCCAAAACUGAAUGAAGGUGAUCAGAUAGUGUUAAUCAAUGGUCGAGACAUCUCGGAGCAUACUCACGACCAAGUGGUAAUGUUUAUAAAAGCCAGCAGAGAACUGCACACAAGAGAGCUUGCACUUCUGGUCAGGCGGAAAGUUGCUAAACCCUUGGCUGAGACCAAGUCAGAAGAUGAAGCAGAUUCCCAGAAUUUUCUAGAAUCCAUUAUUCGCACGUAUUCAGAGUACGGUGACACACUAGAGGGGACUAUGGAACAACUGAAGAAAGGUCUGGAAAGUGGGACAGUACUCAUUCAAUUUGAGCAACUUUAUAGAAAGAAGCCAGGGCUGGCUGUUAUGUGUGCAAAAAUACCUCAAAAUAUGGACAAAAAUCGAUACAAAGAUGUUCUACCUUAUGAUGCCACACGGAUAAUAUUGCAGGGAAACGAAGAUUACAUAAAUGCAAACUAUGUGAAUAUGGAAAUUCCUUCUGCUGGCAUUGUGAACAGAUAUAUCGCCACUCAAGGUCCUCUUCCACAUACCUGUGCAAACUUCUGGCAGGUAGUCUGGGAUCAUAGGUUAUCGCUGAUCAUCAUGUUGACAACCCUCACCGAACGAGGACGGACCAAAUGUCAUCAGUAUUGGCCUGAUCCACCAGAUAUAAUGGAGUAUGGAAACUUUCGUGUCAAAUGUCAAUCUGAAGAUUGUACUAUUGCCUAUGUUUUUAGGGAAAUGGUGAUUACAAAUAUUGAGACAGAGGAAGAGCACACCAUCACCCAUCUCCAGUAUGUUGCUUGGCCUGAUCAUGGUGUUCCUGAUGACUCCAGGGACUUUUUGGAGUUUGUCACCUGUAUGAGGCCAAAGAGAGUAGAGAAUGAACCGGUCCUUGUUCAUUGCAGUGCUGGAAUAGGCCGCACAGGUGUAUUGGUCACUAUGGAAACAGCCAUGUGCUUAAUUGAAAGAAACCAACCGGUUUAUCCACUGGAUAUUGUACGAAAAAUGCGAGACCAGCGAGCUAUGAUGGUGCAAACAUCAAGUCAAUACAAGUUCGUGUGUGAAGCUAUUCUUCGUGUUUACAAAGAAGGAUUAGUUCGACCACUGGAUUCCAGUUAGUACACCUGUGAAAGCGUUAAUUUCAUCUUCUAAAAACACUGGUUGUCAUAAAGCAAGGGUCUCAUUUCUGUAAGUGACUAGAGAAUUCAUCAAAAGCGCAUGGGAAGUCAGAUGAGCACAUUUGAGCUGUGGCACUUUAAAUUUCCGUAGAGGAUUACUAAAUCAUGUACAGUAUAUAGAAGACAUGUAUAUAUGUAUAUGAGAGCAGUUGUGCAUAAUAUGCAUUAUAUACAUACUGAAAAGAAAUAAUCAAGGAAACUUUAGUACAUAACCUGCAUCUUUUACUGCUGUAAAAACAAGUUUUCCUCUAGAAUUUACUUUUACCCUGGUGUUUACCAUUCUAAAAUACAAAAGGAAAACCAGCAGUAUUAAUAAAAAAGUGCCCCAGUUAAUGAGGUAUUGAGUGUCUUCAUCUCCUGUUGAAGUCCAUGGGAGUAGAAUGCUCAACACCUUGCAAAAUUGGGACCAGAAUAUUGAUAUACAAAGUAGAAUUGGUCAUAUUAUUUGGUUUAUAGAGCUUUGUCAAACAUUUUACAUAAAUUGAAUGCCAAGGGCUAAACCUUAAACAUGCCCAUUAAGAGCCAGAGCAAUUAAAGAAUUAACUCCCAUCAACCAGAUUGCAAAUAUGCCAGUUAUACUAAUAAACUUUUAAUAAAUCAAACAUAGCAUACCUGACACGCAAACUAAUGUUGCUUUGCAGGUUUUAUUGAGAUCUUACACAGCUUGAAUUUCCCGUUUUCUUGACCUUUCAAUAGUUUACCUAUUUCCUGUAGCCUCUUCCACUCUGCUCCUUUGCACCCUAAUAUGGUACUUCCUGUUUAUGCUUAAUUUCACUGCGUUUUCUUGUGGUUUUUCUCUUUAUAGACUGAACACAUUUAAACUAAAGGUUUAAGUCUCAUUUAUCUUUGUUUCCCAGAGUAUUUAUUAGUUCUCACAUGCAGGAGUGGACUAAUAUUGCACACCAACUGCUAAAUGCUUUGGCUUACUAUAAAUGCAAACUGGCCCAAUCCAGUAUUGGAAAAAAUGUACUACUGAACCUAUUAAACAUGUUGCUGCUAACUCGAGGUGUAAAACUUGCAAGGACACAGAGGCUACUAGUGUUCAGAUGAUAAAACAUUGACUUCAUUGCCAUUCAAUAGAAAUCUUAUUCUAAUUCAGUGGAAUGCAAUAGUGUAAGGUGCCUCUUUCAUAUUUCUUUCCUUUGUAUAAAUGCAAUUAAGUUCACAUGAAGACUUCUACGUAAAGAGAGAGAAUUUGUGCAUUGCUAAAUAACUCACCCUAAUGUACAAUGGUCUCAGUUUCAUUUCAAAGGGGAGAAUUAGACUUUCUGAACAAUAUAACCACAAUUGUAUGACAUUAAUUUAUUCUGAAUACACUUUUUGAUUGUCCUAGAUAAUUCUGCAUUUGUGAAUAGUGUGUUAAUUUUAAAAACAAAGUUCUAUGGGAUUGUAUAUAAUUCUGUUAUUUAAAGAUUCGUUCUAAAUAAGGAAAGUUGUCUAACAUUUAUAUUGGACAUAUAAGCCAGAUGUUUAUUUGUGUGUGUGGUUAAAAAAAAAGAAAAAAAUUCUAAUUUUCUCUUUAGAGAGAGAGAGAGAGAGAGAGAGAAAUUUUCUCUUUAUAUAUACACACAUACAUACACAUAUAUACACAUACAUUUUAGAACUAUAAUUUGUUUUAUGAAAGCUAUCAUUUGUAUUUGACAACAGAUUAUUUUAUAGAAACUUCUACACCUGGAUAUGCUGCAUCUUUAAAGACAUCCAAGAGACUUUUUUCAGAAGAUGGUUUGAAAGCAGGUGUAGUUCAUUCUAGAUCACUCACCCUUCUCUUGUGCAGAUUGGUCCCUUCUUGGAGAUUACAUCAUUAGUCGUAGUUGGAGGGAGAGAGUUUUUUGGUACUUUUCUUUAGUCAAGACUUUCAUGCUAUUCAGAACAAAUGGGGUUAUAUGGCAGCCUAGCUAAUGUGUAUCGGUUGAAGGGUGAGUAGUUUUUCAUAUUCUUUCAAAUAUGCUAUUCAAGAUUUAGCUUGAAUUGGUGCUUGUCAUAUAUUGAACCACUGUUAUCUGGUGGAUUAGGCAUGGAUUAGAAUUCUAGAGAGUGUUUCUAGCCCAGAUUCUGAUACUAUUUUGCUUUGACUGUGGCAAGUCAUUUAACCUCUCUGUGCCUCGGUUACCCCAUAUAUAAAAUGGGGUUGCUUGUGCUUAUUACUUUUGUAAAGCAUUCUGCAAAAAACGCAUGAAAAAGUGGUAUAUAUGUGCAAAUUAUCUAUUAUUAUUAUCCUUAUAAUACAGGACUUUUAGUGUUAAAAAUUGUUGCUGCUGCAUUACUGGAAAUUUGGCAACAGCAGAAGGCUCAAAGCACUAAAAGAGCCACAUCUCCCAUCUGAUUCACUGUCAGGAGGUUUCCUUUUAUUAUGUCUUUAGUCCCCAAUCAGCACUUUCAGAAGUAGCUCUGCCUCCUCCCCCACCCCCGCCCUCCAGGAGUGCUGCUUACAGUUAAUCUUACAGUCAAUUGAUAUUGUGACAGGAGCCAGAAAAGAAGUGGAGAAAAUAGUAUAAGAGAA
Dermochelys coriacea (leatherback sea turtle) is the source of this 5528-nucleotide messenger RNA. RefSeq names its product protein tyrosine phosphatase non-receptor type 3 (gene PTPN3). Gene Ontology annotation, molecular function: protein tyrosine phosphatase activity; cytoskeletal protein binding. Gene Ontology annotation, biological process: protein dephosphorylation. Bases 189 to 2969 code for a protein of 926 amino acids. Gene Ontology annotation, cellular component: cytoplasmic side of plasma membrane; cytoplasm; cytoskeleton. The transcript is spliced from 27 exons. Lineage: Eukaryota; Metazoa; Chordata; Testudines; Dermochelyidae. The record is from RefSeq and is a predicted model, not a curated record.